Messenger RNA from Pomacea canaliculata, 1415 nucleotides. Its product is annotated as electron transfer flavoprotein subunit alpha, mitochondrial-like. Gene Ontology annotation, cellular component: mitochondrion. The record is from RefSeq and is a predicted model, not a curated record. The transcript has 10 exons. Lineage: Eukaryota; Metazoa; Mollusca; Gastropoda; Architaenioglossa; Ampullariidae. Gene Ontology annotation, molecular function: flavin adenine dinucleotide binding; electron transfer activity. The coding region runs from base 100 to 1101 and encodes 333 amino acids.
GUCACGCUCGUGUAGCAACGUACCGGCUAGCCAAGACGAUAAGGUCGUUCAGCCAAGUUGAGCAGAAGGCAAAGUUGUGGAUAGUCACAAUCGUCAAAUAUGUUGUCUGGUGUGAGGCCAACACUACUGCGAACAGUAGUGAUUUUGAAGCGUUGCAACAGCACACUAGUGAUUGCAGAACACAACAAUGAGACACUGGCCCCCAUCACUCUCAACACUGUCCGUGCAGCUACUCGGCUGGGUGGAGAGGUUUCAUGCCUAGUAGCAGGCAACCAGUGUGCAAAGGUAGCAGAAAAAGUAAGCAAAGUUUCUGGAGUGAAGAAAGUGUUACUGGCUGAAAGUCCUGAAUUUAAAGGGUUUUUACCAGAAGCAUUAACCCCUGCUGUAUUUACUGUACAGAAACAGUUUAACUACACUCACAUUUUGGCAGGCGCAACUGCUUUUGGAAAGGGCCUCAUCCCACGUCUAGCAGCCAAGUUGAAUGUAUGCCCAAUCUCAGAAAUCAUAGGGAUCAAGGAUGCUGAGACUUUUGUCAGAACAAUUUAUGCAGGAAAUGCAAUUCAGACUUUGAAAUCUGCUGACGCUGUGAAAUUGAUCACUGUUCGAGGAACAGCAUUUGAGGCAGCUGCUGAGGGUGGAAAUGGAGAAAUAGUCAAAGUGCCUGUGGAAUCCAUUAGCAAUACCUUAGCUGCUUUUGAGGGACAAGAGUUGAGCAAAAGUGACAGACCUGAAUUAACUAGUGCCAAAAUUGUCAUCUCAGGAGGUCGUGGUAUGAAGAGUGGAGAGAACUUUCAGCUGUUGUAUACUCUUGCUGAUAAACUAGGAGCAGCAGUAGGAGCAUCACGUGCGGCUGUGGAUGCUGGUUUUGUUCCCAAUGACUUGCAAGUAGGACAGACUGGCAAGAUUGUAGCACCAGACUUGUACAUCGCUGUUGGUAUUUCUGGGGCAAUACAGCAUUUAGCAGGCAUGAAGGACAGCAAAGUGAUUGUUGCCAUAAACAAAGACCCUGAAGCUCCAAUCUUUCAGGUUGCUGAUUAUGGAAUUGUGGAGGAUCUGUUUAAGGCCGUUCCUGAGAUGACUGCGCUCAUAGAGAAGAAAUGAAACUAGCUGCAAGCUUAAAAUCUUCGGGAAAGCAGAUCCACAUUUUUUAAUGGAUUAACAACACAAAAUUAUCAUCAUGUGAAAAUGACGCCUCUGAGAACUAUUUUGUUGACAUAGUUGGUCAUUUAUUUUUGAGCAGUGUUAAUUAUAAAAAUACACUUUGGUGCAAAAUUCAAUAAUAAAAAGCAUGUUCAUCUCUUACGGUUGUAAAGUUCCAGUUAUUUAACAGCUAUCAGCAUAAUUCAUACUGAUUUUAUGCACUUUCUUUUGCACUGAAUUCCAAAACACUCUUGAAAAUAAAAAUUUAUGUUUUU